Molecule: messenger RNA, 411 nt
Organism: Fraxinus pennsylvanica
Lineage: Eukaryota; Viridiplantae; Streptophyta; Magnoliopsida; Lamiales; Oleaceae
Source: the annotation of a GenBank genome assembly
AUGUUGCUUUAUAAGCAGAAGAAGAAUCAGGCCGCAAAGGGCAUCCGAUUUUUGAUUAGUGUUACGGUGUUGGGUAGUGCGGGUCCGAUUAGAUUCGUGGUGAAUGAGGAGGAACUUGUUGCUGCGGUGAUUGAUACCGCUUUGAAAUCGUAUGCUCGUGAGGGCCGAUUACCCAUUCUCGGGUCAGAUCUCAACAAUUUCGUUCUGUAUUGCCCCAAUGCCGGAACUGAAGUUCUGUCUCCGUGGGCGUCGAUUGGAUCGCUUGGGGUGCGAAAUUUCAUGCUGUGCAAGAAGCCUCAGACAGAGAGGGCCAUUGAUGAUGAGAAGUCACAGGAAAUGAGUCGGAAGGGGUCUAGAAGUUUGGUGGCCUGGAUCAAUAAAUCUUUCAAUCUAAAGAUAUCUUCCCAUUGA